AUGACCACAAAGGAGCUGGUAAAUAGAGUUCUGAGGUGGAGUGAGUUGCUGAAAAGCAACAAGUACCCUCCACUGGGCAACGAAGUAGCAGAAGGACCGAAGAGCAAAUUCACAAACUUCUCACUGCAACACAUAAUGGAAAAGUACAACUUCCUGCCUUCGCUGAUGGUAAAGAGGGAGUUCCUGCUGUCGAUGGCCGCAAAGAACCCGGAACUGGUGAAGGAUGCAUUUUUUGGAGAUAAGUUCAAGUACUACGUGGAAACGGACCUUCCACCGCCGGAGGAGGUGCCAGUAGCAAAGGAAGAAGCGAAACCACACUAG
Molecule: messenger RNA, 321 nt
Organism: Theileria orientalis strain Shintoku
Lineage: Eukaryota; Apicomplexa; Aconoidasida; Piroplasmida; Theileriidae
Exons: 1
Coding region: 1-321 (106 amino acids)
Source: RefSeq, a predicted model, not a curated record